CUUUCACAAGACAAGUACCACUGACUACAUCCAGAUUUCACCAGUAGAAUGUCACCUCCCGGAGUUUAAAGACAGACAGAAAGAGUUUGAAAAAGCUGGACUUCGUAUUCUCAGGAUUGAAAAGUUACAUAAUCCACUUCUAUCUGCUGCAUUCCAACGAAUGAAAACAAAGGUAGAUGGUAGCUCCAAGACAACUCACAAGUUGUACCAGGAAGUUCCUGCCGAGUUCUGUUGCUCAGUUUGCCAAACUGGAUUUCACAGAAUGUAUUCUCCACCAAAAGAACAAAAAUACGGAGCUGGCAUCUACUUUACAACAAACCCAAGAUAAAUACUUCUUGACCAUGGCUGAUGAUUUUUGGAAGGAAAGCCUGGCUAUCUGCUCAACAAACUUACGACACACACGAGGUUUGAUCACAAUGCAGCAGGAGAAGACAGAGUGGGAAAACCUAAACAAGGUAUUACUGCGUCAUGGGUUGAAACCUGUGAGUCUUGCUGCCCCCCAAAGUUGCAGAGAUACAUCAAGUAUGAUUGUCCUAGACCAUCACUCUUCUCAAGGAAUAAGGCAUGCAUUAAAAACGCUGGUGGAAGACACUGAGCGACAGCAGAAGGUGAUGCAGGGACUUAUGGAGGCAAAUCGAUGUCUUAGAAAUGUGGUACGACUGGAACAAGGUCGGGCAUCUCGGCAAGAGCAACGGGCAAAUGAUUUGGAAAAUGUGGUGAAAAACAUUAAGGCCAAAAUUUGUCAGCUGGAAGAUGAAACAAUAGCUAAAGCAUGCCAGCAACAGAACCAAGUCAAGGAACUUCAAAAAGAGCAACAGGCUUCAUGGGUAAAAUACCAACAGCAGCAGGAAAAGCUGCAAGAGCAAGAAGAGACUAUUGCCCACUUGCAGAAGGAGCUGAGCAGAAUUGGGAGGCAGGAGCAGCAGCGAGUUGCCACUGAAAACAAAAGGUUUUGUCAGUUUUGCAAAAGAGCUCCCAAGUCUCUCCUGGAUCAGCAGUACUUUUGUCUAAUUGAUUAUUAUGAAUCUCAAAUUAGUCAGAUUAAAAAGAAGCUGAGGCAAUGUAAAAAAGAUGAAGAUGAAGUGCAGAGAGAAGUAGAAAACAAGGAAGAGUUCUUAAAUCUAGAUGCUACUCCUAAUUACAGAGCACUGCUCAUGUCUUUCCAGAAGCAACUCACUGAAACAAAAGCCAAGAAGGAACAGCUUUUGCUUGAAAAUAUAAAUCUCAAGAAAGAUUUGGAAAUAAGCAGGCCAUCUGCACAGGAGUUAAAAUUUUACAAGCACCAAGUGAAGAAACUACAAAAAACUUUGAAGAAAACUCCCCAAUCUUCAGGGAGCAGGACUGAAGAAAAAAGAGAAGAAAAGAAAGACUCUGGGAGAGUUGCAGGAGUGGAUCAGCUGCAGGUAGCUUGCCAGCAAUACUUGCAGGUUUUGUCCCGUAUUGAUUCUAUUUUGCGAAGCUCAAGAGCUCCUCCAUUAAUAUUCCGGCCCAGCAAAGGGCCAGUGCAAAAUUCCAUUAAAGAGAAUGGACAGGGAUGUGGAUUUGAGCACCUUCCACUCACCAUAGAAAUGUGGGCAGAUCAGCUCAUAGCUCUAAAGGAUUUGCAUAGGUCCUUGAGAAAACUGUCUCUGGAAUUGCUGCCUUGGAACACUAAAGAUCCACAGGAUAAUAGAGAAUCCAUACGAGUUGAAGACCUUCAGUUGAUAGUAGAUGCAAUUUUGGAAGAAUUAGAACAUAAGGAAAAGAACAGCCAGACACAGUCUGUGCAGGCCCUAUCUGCCAUAGUCUCUCACUUCCAGAAGUUGUUUGAUGUGAAUUCUCUGAAUGGUGUUUAUCCACGGAUGAAUGAGGUUUACAUAAAGCUGGAGGAAAUGACCAAUGCCAUGAGGAAUCUCCAUGAGCUCCUGGAACUAGACAGUUCAGCUCCACCCACUGUGGUAGUGAAUACUGUUGGGAAACUGUGUGACAUCAUUAAUAAGAACGUGACUGAGCAGGUACAGCAGCUUCUGGGCACCCAAGACAUCCACAGUAUUAUCAAUAAGCUUGAAGAACAUGAGUGCUUCUUUCCACCCUUUCAAGCUCUCAUUCAAGAUUUGCUGUGUCUUCUAGGCAGCACAGCAAAGGAGCUCCAGAGAUGGCCUCAAACUUCAGCUCUUCACCAGGAACUUUGGGUGCAUCCUUUUUUCCUCUUCCCAUAAUUGCCCACACACAGGCUGGCCAGGGAAAUGUGGUUUUCCUAUUGGAAUAUUGGCUCACUGCCUGUGCAGAUGGCAAUCUCCUGGACUACCCACACUACAUUCCUUGGGCUCCACUGAAGGAGAAAGAAGGAAGAACUCCUGCCAUUAACUAAAGACACAGAAGUGAAAAAAACACCCAAGCCUGGUUCUCUGUUCUGCCUCAGACCAGGAAAACAUACAAACCUCAGAACCACAAUGAACGUACAGGCAAAACUGUAAGUGGCUUAUUAUAAUAGUUUCUAUAAAUGCUUUGUAAUUAAAGUUUUAUCAUACAUAUAUAUUGCUGAUCAGAGUAUUUAGUUAAGAUCUUUAUUCAAGUUAAAAUUUGUUGCAAGGUUACUUUAAUAAACAAAAUUCUUAUGUGCCCCUGUGGCUUUUAUGGCAACUUAAAAUAUGCUGAAGACUAUAAUUGACACAGGCAUCUCAUUAAAGCUGUCUCACAGGGCAGGCAUUGCACAGCCAGUGGAUUAACACACAAUUUAGAUAGAACUACCAGAUUAGCUCAAGUUAGUCCUGCCUUUGCAGGUCAAAUAUUCUUCUUGCUCACCCAAACACAGCCCAGUUACCAUCACUCACUCCCACAGCAGUCAUGCAAGCUCCCAGCAAAGCAGUGGGUAGGUUGGAAGUAUGGAGAUGAGCACUUACCAUUGUGCAAAACCUUUUAUUAAAUCCUCCUGGGACAAGUCAAUGCGCACCUUUAAAAAGCAAAUUUUAUUUGUUUGUAGGUUAUUCAGCAUAUAAAUUGAUUAGCUAACCUACCACUCCUCCCAAGUCAGACCCACUUUCUAGCUGUGGGGCUGCAGCUGAGGCUUGAGGAAAAAUGGAGCUUCCCACAUUCCCAGGAUGGAGCAGGCAUCAACCAGCUCAGUUUCCUGUAGCACUACUUGGAAAUUUAUCUGUCACCAAAGAAGCAAUUGCACAGAAUUUACUUUUCACAGAAUCAAAGUUGUUCACAGAACGCUCAAAGCUCUGUUGGCAAAUUGUGGGCUUUAGUCCCACGCCUUUCUCAGCUCUGUGUUUGUGCUUUUGGAGCCAUUCUCCACACAGGCAGCACCAGGGCCCAGGAACCAGGGCUUACUUCAGGAGCACCCUUCUGAAAUGAGACCACACAGCUCCCACAUGGAUACAGCCUCACUUCAGAUGAAAAUCUAGCAGAAAAAAGUUGUUUCCAGAUUGCUAGUCCUAUUACUGAGAAUCAGUUACUGGAGCCACAUUUCAGGAUAGCCCAAAGUGUUCAGCUCUGUUAUAGCUGUAGUGGAGAUUCUUUAAACUUACU
Molecule: messenger RNA, 3513 nt
Organism: Parus major (Great Tit)
Lineage: Eukaryota; Metazoa; Chordata; Aves; Passeriformes; Paridae
Gene: CEP70
Product: centrosomal protein 70
Exons: 19
Coding region: 177-2198 (673 amino acids)
Biological process (GO): regulation of microtubule cytoskeleton organization; cilium assembly
Cellular component (GO): centrosome
Molecular function (GO): gamma-tubulin binding
Source: RefSeq, a predicted model, not a curated record